GUUUUUUGUUUUUUUUUUUUUUUUUUUUCCUGAGUAUACGCCAAAUAGUACAUUAGUUGUUACCAGGGGCUGGGGGCAGCGAAGAAUGUUUUAGAAAUAGGUAACGGUGAUGGAUGUACUUGUGCACUUAAAAUGGUUAAAAUGGCACCUUUUAUGUUGUAUCCCAGUUUUGAAAAACUUGUGUAAUAUGCCAAAACCUUUUAAGUGGGUGGGUUGUAUGGUGUGCGAAUUCUAUUUUAACAAGGCUGUCAAAAAAACUUCACUGCUUACCUGAAAUUCAAUUUAAGUGGACAUCCUGUGUUUAACUUGCCGAUUCUGUCAACCCUACAGAGGAACACAGCGCCGGCCUACCCACGGAGCCGCGCUCCCAAGAACUACGUGUUCGUCUCCUUGCCGCGAGGGGCGCUGUGGGCGGCGGGGCCCGGCUGGCGCGGCCCCUCUGCCGGCGAGGGGCGGGGCUGCGCGGCCGUGCUUCCGCAUGUGUGUAGGUGCUGGGUAGGGCGGGCGGCGACCUGGGUAUGGAGGAUGAGUUCGCUCCUGCUGCAGCUGGCGGUGCUCGGCGUGGCGCUGGCGGCCGCAGCCCUGAUACUGAUUUCCUUUGUUGCAUUUAUAACUGCUACAAAAAUGCCACACCUCCAUCAACAUGAAGAAGAGAAGUUCUUCUUAAAUGCCAGAGGACAGAAGGAAACAUUGCCCAGCAUAUGGGACUCACCUACCAAACGGCUCUCUGUUGUCGUGCCUUCAUACAAUGAAGAAAAACGGUUGCCUGUAAUGAUGGAUGAAGCUCUGGGCUAUCUAGAAGAGAGACAGAAGCAGGAUCCUACGUUCACUUACGAAGUGAUAGUAGUUAAUGAUGGCAGCAAAGACCAGACUUCAAAGGUAGCUUUUAAAUAUUGCCAGAAAUACGGAAGUGACAAGGUACGAGUGAUAACGCUGGUGAAGAAUCGUGGGAAAGGCGGCGCUAUUAGGAUGGGUAUAUUCAGUUCUCGAGGAGAACAGAUCCUUAUGGCAGAUGCAGAUGGAGCCACAAAGUUUCCAGAUGUUGAGAAAUUAGAAAAGGGAUUGAAUGAUCUACAGCCUUGGCCUGUGAGUAUAAGAAUAUAUAUGAGCUUCUGUGAAACAUGCCAAGGUAGAGAUUUAAUUACACUCUGCCUUUUUAAAAAUAAAAAUCAAUAUAUUUUCUGUUUCAGGGCAUUUGAUGUAGAAUUACUUUACAUAGCACAGUUCUUUAAAAUUCCAAUAGCAGAAAUUGCUGUCAACUGGACUGAAAUUGAAGGUUCUAAAUUAGUUCCAUUUUGGAGCUGGCUGCAAAUGGGCAAGGACCUGCUUUUUAUACGACUUCGAUAUCUAACUGGUGCCUGGAGGCUUGAACAAACCAAGAAGAUGAAUUAGGUUAUUUGCCAUCUUUGUAUUCUUAUGUAUCAGUGUCACACAUUUCGUAUGAAGUUAAAAUUUUAAAUAAACCUGGAAUAAACCUA
This is a messenger RNA of Ailuropoda melanoleuca (giant panda), 1478 nucleotides long. It is a transcript of the gene ALG5, whose product is annotated as ALG5 dolichyl-phosphate beta-glucosyltransferase. The record is from RefSeq and is a predicted model, not a curated record. Gene Ontology annotation, cellular component: endoplasmic reticulum membrane. The transcript has 8 exons. Lineage: Eukaryota; Metazoa; Chordata; Mammalia; Carnivora; Ursidae. Gene Ontology annotation, biological process: protein N-linked glycosylation. Bases 526 to 1392 code for a protein of 288 amino acids.